CGCCCACCCUGUAUUUAGCUCAUUUUUGUCACUGUAACAAUGAAAGAAGUGCGGUGCUGCUUUUAGGAAACAUGGAGCUGUCACUCGCCGAGUUUAUUCCCGCGGGCAAUUCAUAUCAAACCGUUACAGCUGCUCUCGUGUUCGGAACCGCAUUUUUGUUGUUUUAUGAAGUCUUUAGGCUUUGGUUUCCGAAGUAUAAGAGACCCCCAGGUCCAACAGCGCUACCUUUAAUUGGAAGCCUUCAGUUUUUCAUAGAUCCUAUGAGGACAUUCUUGCAGAUGAAAGAGAAAUAUGGAGACAUUUCAUGUAUCUUUUUAGGAUGGAAACCUGUUAUUAUACUAAAUGAGUUUGGUGUCAUGAAAGAUGUGUUGAUACACUCUGGAGCAGAAUUUGCUGGUAGACCAGAGAUGGCCAUUGUAGAAUUGAUCACCCAUGGUUUAGGUAUAGUUAUGGCACCCUAUGGCAUACCUUGGAAGAAACAGCGAAAAUUUGCCCUCCAAACCUUGCGUAAUUUUGGCCUUGGAAAGAAAUCACUGGAGGAACGAAUUUCUGAAGAGGCUGUGUUUUUAAUCGAGGAAUUGCAAAAGGAGUCAGGCAAAGCAUUCAAUCCUCAUUCCACCAUCAACAAUGCUGUGUCCAAUAUCAUUUGCUCCAUUGUCUUUGGGAACAGAUUUGAUUACGAUGAUGAGAAGUUCAAGUACCUCCUACGCCUUGUGAAUUCCAAUGUCCAGAAUGUUGGCUCUCCGGCUGCUCAGUUGUUUCAGAUUUUUCCAAUUCUUAGACACUUUCCUGGACCACAUCAGAAAAUUUUCAGGAAUGCUGAUGAAAUACUUGAGUUUGUGCAACAGUCUGUCAAUGAGCAUCGAAAAACACUGGACCCAGACAAUCUGAGGGACUUUGUAGAUGCCUACCUUGUGGAAAUAGAGAAGCAAAGGUCUAAUCCAGCUUUCAUGUUCACUGACGAGAACCUUAUCAUAACCAUUGGUGACCUUUUCGUUGCUGGAUCAGACACGACUACCACCACAGUAAGGUGGGGAUUGCUCUACAUGACACAGCAUCCUGAAAUUCAAGAGAAGUGCUUCCAGGAGAUUAUUUCUAAGGUUGGAUUUAACCGGCUCCCCUCGUAUGAGGACAGGAUUAACUUGCCAUUUGUUGAGGCUACUAUCAAUGAGAUUCAGCGUAUGGGAAACAUCGUUCCCUUUGGAGUGCCACGGGAAGUGACAAAAGAUACUGAAUUACGAGGCUACUUCCUUCCUAAGGGGACCCAGGUGUUUAUUAACAUGUCUUCAGUGUUUUAUGACAAAUCAAUGUGGAAGUUUCCAGACCAGUUUAACCCAGAGAAUUUUCUGGAUGAUGAAGGAAAUUUCUUCAGGCCAGAACCGUUCAUUCCUUUUUCUGCAGGAAUGCGAAUGUGUCCAGGAGAGCAGCUUGCCCGUGUGGAGCUUUUCAUCUUCUUCAGCAGUCUUCUACAGCACCUCAAGUUCUCCUGGCCAGAUGAUGCCUCCCCACCAGACCUAGAAGGCAUUGUGGGUUUGAGCCACAGCCCUAAACCAUUUAAGCUGCUGUGCCAAACUCGAGACUGGAAGAAGGCACCUCAAUAAAAGGAAUUCUUUUCUGCUAUUUUAUAUUUUUGAUUUUGUUUUUAACAUUUAAAAUAGCAACACUUUCUUAAUUGAUCAGUUUUACUUAGCAUCCAAGACAAAAACAUUAAUUGCAGUCCAUGCCAAAUUUCAAAGAAUUCAAGGAUUUUAAAUAUGCAACAAAAUAUAAAAGCACUCGUUGUGGCAGGGAUAAUAAUCAAAAGCACUGUACAGUUCAUUUCCUAAAAUAUAUACUUAAAUAAUUCCCUAAUGUAACAUUAUUUGGCAUGAAUAUUGUUUUAUUUGCCUCUGCAUAAGACUAGCUAUGGAUGUAAAAUGAACUGUAGCUUGAAGGCUGUCCUGUCAAGUGCUUCUCCUUGACAAUUAUUGUUUGAGCUUCAGGACCUCUUUAGCAAGUUUUUGACAUGUGCACGGAAAUAUUAGAAAUGUCAAAAAAUAUCAAAAUUAUUAUUUAUUUAGCAGAAACCUUUAUUCACAUACUGUUAUGUUUACGAAGUACAUUUGAUUGUAAUUUGGAAUUAUAGCUGGAGACUGAACCUUGAUUUUUAAUAGGUGAAUCAAAGGUCUUUUGGCAUGACCUUUGGGGGUCAGAGCACAGGGUCAGUGCCUCUGGAGCAAUUUUCAGGUUAAAAGCUGUGCUCAAGGACCCAAUGGAGUAUGAUCCUUUCUGAAUGUAACUGGAUUUGAACCAGCAACCUUGAACAUACUAGCGCAGCUCCUGAGCCACAACUUCACUUAAACGUAUCACCAAGGCUUUCAAAUUCAAUUUGGUGCCAGAGUUGCUCUUAGCAGUUUCCUUAUUGCAACAAUAAAGUGAAAAAUUCGGAACUAAUUUCUUUCUUUCUUUUGUGACCCUGAGUAACAGGAAAGUACUGUAUAAUACUGUACUGUAUAAUUUCUUUUGGGCACAAAGAAAUGUCUUCUUGUGUCCCAGUUAGAACAGUGGGGUGUGUAUUGGUGACUGUCUCAAAACGUAUCACACAUAGGACGUGUACUAAAUCUACAUCAGUACAGCAGUGGGCACUGUACUUUAUUGUUGACAUUUUGGUAUUUACACGAUUUUGUUGCACAUAAUAACAUUUUUCUUGUUGAAAAAAUUCUGUGUUUUUGGUUCAUUUUUCCUGGGGUAAACGUAAUGCUAAGCCCUGUCUUGUGCUGUGUUUGCUUGGUGUUGGUGGUGGCAUUAGUGAUUUAGUCAGUGAGAAGAUGCUGUACUUUUAUUUGUUCAAGAUGUUCUGACCCUGCAAGGCUGCAGCAGUUUUGUAAGAAAAUGGAAUCAAAACAUGGUUUGAAAAAGUCCAAAUUCAAGCUAAGGUGAUUACCGUUAAGACUAAAGUCAAGUAAACAAAGCUCAGGACGUGCAGCAGAAUUGUGGUCACAACCAAAACAAAAACCAUCUAACCAGAGAGAAAUCGCUAGGCAUUACC
This is a messenger RNA of Erpetoichthys calabaricus (reedfish), 3028 nucleotides long. RefSeq names its product cytochrome P450 2B4-like. Gene Ontology annotation, molecular function: oxidoreductase activity, acting on paired donors, with incorporation or reduction of molecular oxygen, reduced flavin or flavoprotein as one donor, and incorporation of one atom of oxygen; iron ion binding; heme binding. Gene Ontology annotation, cellular component: cytoplasm; intracellular membrane-bounded organelle. The record is from RefSeq and is a predicted model, not a curated record. Gene Ontology annotation, biological process: xenobiotic metabolic process. The coding region runs from base 72 to 1601 and encodes 509 amino acids. The transcript is spliced from 9 exons. Lineage: Eukaryota; Metazoa; Chordata; Cladistia; Polypteriformes; Polypteridae.